UGUACAGUUCCCAAGGCAAGUUUCCAUGUCAUUUCAUGUAUGUGAGGAUGCAGUUUGUGGUAUUUCCAGAGGUCUUGAUAUCAGGAAGAGCACUGUACAUACCUGUGUCCCUCCCUCUGUCAAUACAUGAGGCUUUUCAGUAAUUUGAGGCUUGGAGAGAAGCAAAAAGGCAAUCAGGUUUUAGUCAGACAGAUGAGCUGAUCAAAUGUUUAUUUCAUCUGGUGGUAUCAAUAAUAAAGUUUGGUAGGUCCUUGAGGAGAUAGUUAACUUGCCAUGUGAUUUUAAUACAAUGUAAGGGGUUAUUUAUUCAGCAUUGUUGUUAUCACUCUAUGGAAAAAUAUGGUCUCUGCAUGGUGUCAAAUGCGAAUUGUAUCCUUUAUUCCUAUAUCGUACUGGAAAAUAUAUAGUCUGUAUGUUUUUUUCUCUUUUGCCUCAGUAAUGCAGAUACACAAACCUGAACAGCAAAACAGAUACUGGGAGCUCCAGGCUUCUCUGUCCCAACUACAGAGUGAGGAGGAGAACAGUAAUCUCAUCAGACCCCAAAAACCUCUCAAUCCUUUAACAGCCUCCAAGAGCCACCAGGAGCUCCACAAAGAACUGCGGAUGACCCACAAGAGCAGAGUGCACCAAGAAGGAAACACUGAACUCCAGAGGGCUUUAGAAAAGAGAAGAUGGGAACAAAGGGUGAAGGCGAGCAGGGAUCAGGAAGAAGCGAAGAGGAGCAGAUCACCAUUUCAUCAGGAACUGCUAAAAAGACAACAGAGGCUAGAAAAGUUCGAGAGAGACAAGGGACAACAGCGAGAGGGCCCAGAGUUCCUCCGAGUCAAAGAGAGACUGAGACGAACAGCCGUGUUGGAUGCAUGAGGGAAAUAAGUGUGGACGUUUUGAGUGUAGGUAUGUGCAUGUGUUGUGUUGAAAGUCAGCGCAAUGGACUGUUGGGAAUAAUAAGUGGAGAGACUGAUCUUCACUGUUACUGUUAACAUAAGAAUCAGAUAAGGUGAAGUAAGACAUGUGGCAGACAGUGGAUGGUUCCAGUGGUUAAGUGAGCAAAGGUGAAACAGGUAAAGUAAUUGUCUUUAAAUAUCAAGGAUCACAUAGAUGAGAAAUACAUGACUGAUCUAUUAAGACAUCACUGGAUUGUGAUGUAAUAACAGCAGAAAACUGGAUUACGUAAACACAGUAGAUGCACAUGUAUGUGUUUUCAUUUUAAAGUUAAUUUACAUGGUAAUGUGUUACAGUUUUCUAAUUAUAAUGUCUGUAAUGACUCAUAAUACUCGUAACUUUAAUGUUGUCAGUAUAAUAAGGAAUAAUAAGGAAUUUUUCAAUGUGUUUUUGGGCAUUCACUUUACCCUGUAAAUAUCAUUGUUUUAUGUAAGGUCUAUUUUAUAAUGUUGAGAAGCGUAGUAUCAUAUAUUAGUUAACAAUCGGGUACAUUCGUCUGUCAAGGUCAAUGAUGUCCACAAUGAGAAUUGGUGUAAAAGAGAUUACAAUUAAAAUAUCUUGUGUCGUAAGUAAUGUUUACAUUGACAAAAGAUAUUCAACAACAUGCAAUACAUUUGUUCUUGUGACAUAUUAGUGUAUUUACAAUGUCAUGAUAUAUGCAGGAAAAGUCACAAAAAUACGUCUUUUGUGAACAUUUAUUUUAUUAUGAAUGGCAGGAGGUGAACAUUGAAUAAAAAAAAAAUAGUAUACAUGAAUCUUAUUAUGAAAUGAUAAUUAUCAGUAUGCCAAUUAUUACCACAUGAAUCAUCCAGCUAAUAUAUAUAUAUAUAUUUAUUUAGAUAUGAUAUGUCUUGGAAUGGCCAUCAGCACUUAUCAUAAUUAUCACGAUAUAAAGGAAAUGUAGUUUGAUAAGUAAAUAAAGAGGUCAAAUAAGUGAGAUUUAUUCAGUUAUGAGAAUACAUUAUAUUUGGCAUAUAAUGUAAUAUCAGUUUAAAAAGAGUUUGAAUCGCUUACACUUCUUUACGAAUCACACUGAUUUAUGCAACAUUUCGACGUUGUUGAACAAUGACAGAACACACAAUGCAUAGACAAGGAGGUUUUAUUUCAUUUCCUGCAAUCAUAUCUCACUGGGUACAAAUCAUUGUAUUUUCUUACAUCUUCCAAUAACCCAUGAUGCAUUGCAUCCAUACAGUUGUAGCUCAAAACAGCUUUUACAAAAAAGGAUAUACAAUAUAUACUUAUAUUUAUAUAUAUAAUAUACACGUGUUUCUUUAUGCAUUUAGAUGUGUUGUAAUGGGUAAAAUCAUAUUUAAAAAAACACAGCCAAAUGGAAACAAAUCCCAGGGAAGGUUCAAUGACAGGUAAUUACCAAACAAUGAAUAGCCAGUUAUCAAAUUCAUCAACAUUGGCUAUCGUACAGUUAACAUGAAGCCCUUCACAGUUUGCAUAUUUUCCACAAUUACCGUCAUGUAAAUCCAGAGUAAUUGCCUUCUUUUAUUCUACUAUGGACCUGUAAGUGUCAAUGACAGAUCUAGGGAACUAGCAUGAAUUUGUUUGUUAUUUCUACGGCUAACUAAUAAUAUGGUGACAUGACAUACCUUAAAUCAACAACGAUAUGGUGUGAUUUAUAUCAGGAU
Trematomus bernacchii (emerald rockcod) is the source of this 2579-nucleotide messenger RNA. Its product is annotated as actin-associated protein FAM107A. Bases 340 to 864 code for a protein of 174 amino acids. Gene Ontology annotation, cellular component: stress fiber; neuron projection; synapse. The transcript is spliced from 3 exons. NCBI's taxonomy places the organism in Eukaryota, Metazoa, Chordata, Actinopteri, Perciformes, Nototheniidae. The record is from RefSeq and is a predicted model, not a curated record. Gene Ontology annotation, biological process: actin filament polymerization; actin filament bundle assembly; regulation of actin cytoskeleton organization.